This is a messenger RNA of Fomitiporia mediterranea MF3/22, 582 nucleotides long. RefSeq lists its product as uncharacterized. NCBI's taxonomy places the organism in Eukaryota, Fungi, Basidiomycota, Agaricomycetes, Hymenochaetales, Hymenochaetaceae. The transcript is spliced from 6 exons. Bases 1 to 582 code for a protein of 193 amino acids. The record is from RefSeq and is a predicted model, not a curated record.
AUGAAAGCCUCUUGGCACAACGUGAAUGGCCUCGACAUUCGAGAAAGCACAAUGAUUUCCCUACAUUAUGGAUCACAUAAGGUCGAGUUCGAAACGCUUAGAUCAACAACUCUGAGGUAUAGGACAGCGGCACAGGUAAUGGAAGUUGAAGUCAAAGCCGAAGUUCCCCUUGCUGCGAAUCCUACGUUGAAGAUUGGAGACGAAAACUGUCCGGUCACCUUGGACUCAAAUCCAGCGACCCAGAAUUAUGUCGGGGUAAGAGGAGGGACCAGUAAUCGGUUUUCGCCGACGCCACGGAGCGCGGAGGUCUCUUCUAACCUUCGUCAAAGCCGCCUCGGCAUGCCUUUGUUCUCUGGGUCUUCUGAUUUCUCGCCAAAGCCCAGGCCUUUGGUGGAGCUCACACAUUCACGCCUCAACUUCCGCCAACAACAACCAUAUGAAACUGUUUCUGAGAAAGACUUGCCACUCAAGCGCAUGACAUCGGUUAUCAUUGAACCAGCGUCAGGCGCGAGAGUGCAGGCGGUGUUACUCUGGGCGCUGCCCGGCACUCCGCCGUUGCUUUUUCCUCCAUCAACCAAAUAA